Messenger RNA from Phytophthora infestans T30-4, 5238 nucleotides. RefSeq names its product histone demethylase, putative. Gene Ontology annotation, biological process: chromatin remodeling. Gene Ontology annotation, cellular component: nucleus. The record is from RefSeq and is a predicted model, not a curated record. The transcript is spliced from 4 exons. Gene Ontology annotation, molecular function: DNA binding; histone demethylase activity. NCBI's taxonomy places the organism in Eukaryota, Oomycota, Peronosporomycetes, Peronosporales, Peronosporaceae. The coding region runs from base 1 to 5238 and encodes 1745 amino acids.
AUGAAGAACUACGAGAUAAGCAAUUAUUUCCGGUGCGGCCGGGAGACGAACAAGAGGUCGCACGUGUGGCCAUCCGCCCACUGCCAACGCCACUUUACAGCGAUGGACUGGGACCCCACGAACAGCGACAGUGAUGGCUACAUCUGCCCUCCGUGUCCAGUGUUCUACCCCACGGCCGAGGAAUUCCAGCACCCUCUGAAAUAUAUUUCCAGCAUCCGCCACAUCGGCAUGCAAGCCGGUAUCUGCAAAAUUGUGCCUCCGUCGGGCUGGCGUCCUCCGUUCGCUAUCAAUGAAAAGACGUUCCGCUUCCGGACACGCGUGCAGCAACUUAACUGCAUCGAGGGCCAUUCCCGAGCAGAAGGCCAGUUCGUCGAGGCUCUGAGACUCUUCCUGUACCAACGCGGACAGCCCAUGAAGGCGCUGCCACGCGCAGACGGCCAGCUGGUGAAUCUCCACUUGUUAUACAAGUCAGUAGUGUCUCUCGGUGGCUUCGACGCAGUUUGUAGCAGUAGUAGGUGGGAGCAGGUAGUACGUCGCGUAGGACGCACAAAGGCCGCCAGCGAGCCGUCCGACGAGCUCUGUCAAGUCUAUAAAGCCCACUAUGAGACUACCUUGCUAGCCUACGAGAAGGAGCAGCGCAGCGCCAAGGACAGUAGUAGUACAGUAGAGACCAAGAUACAAGCCACUCCUUCGGGCGCGAACGCCACGGGUGAUACCAAGGCCACACCGUCGUCUAAACCUCGCACGCUUAGCGGUAGAAAACGUCCUGCCUUCAUCAAGCACGAGGAGACAGAAGACGACGGACACCGAGUGAAGCGGACACUCUUUUCCGACGGAGAACAGACCAGCAGCGAAGAGAACGAGGCUCCCAAGACCGAAACGCGAGUACAAGACGAGAAGCGAAAGAGUCUCGAGCCGGCCGCGUUAAAACCGUUAGAAACGCGUCAGUGUCGCCUUGGCGCGCCCGAGAUUCGAGCGGGACAGAAAUUCUAUCGCUUCUUUCCCGAUGCCGGCGCCGUCUUAGCGGAGGUGAAGCGCGUCUUUGGCGGGAAGAAACCGCACGUGGCUGUACGGUACGUGGAAGACGGCUCCAACGACGACGUCGAGUUGUCCACGAUGGAGAUUCUGAUCGCCAAUGGCUGGGACGCCAGCGCGGCGGAGCUGGCGUACAACAGCGAGAUCUGUCAGGUUUGUCUGCGUGGAGAUUGCUGGGAUCGGAUGCUGCUGUGCGACGGCUGUAACAGCGGCCAGCACAUCUUCUGUCUGGACGAGCCGCUGGAUAAAGUGCCGACUGGAGACUGGUACUGUAAGGAGUGCGUGGACGACGCCAUGGACCCGGAUAAAGGCAAAGACAACCCCAAGUUCGGCUUCGAUAUGGGCGCAGAGAUCAGUAUGGUCGACUACAAGCAACGUGCGGAUGCCUGGAAGCGAGACUACUUCUCCUUAUCCUCCGAUACGAACCCGGACGACGCUAUCAGCGACCGCGAGUUAGAAGCAGAAUACUGGCGAUUACUCAGUAUACCGAUCCACGAGCAACGCCUCGAAGUGCAGUACGGCAGCGACGUGGACACGGGCGCGAACGGCAGCGCAUUCCCUCGCCAUGAUCUGUAUUUGAAGAGCCUGAGAACUGUAGCCAAGCGCUGGAAGAACUUAACGACCAAGGCGAAAACCGACUACGUGCGUCAACUCAGCGAGUUCUUCUCCCACGGUCUGCGUGAAGGUCUGGGCUCGAAAGCCGGGGGGGAGAACGACGCUACCGACGCAGCGCAGUCUUUGGAGGAAUUGCUGCAACGCUAUGCGCAAGACGACUGGAACUUGAACAACAUGCCCAAACUGUCAGGCUCGGUACUGCAGUAUCUGGACGAAGAUAUCAAGGGGAUUAUGGUGCCGUGGCUGUACGCGGGCAUGUGUUUCUCCACCUUCUGCUGGCACGUGGAGGACCACAACUUCUACAGUACCAGUUAUCUGCAUUGUGGUGCCCCCAAGACGUGGUACGGCAUCCCCAGUGCCAGUGCUGAGCACUUUGAACGCACGAUGAAGCAACUGACGCCCGAGCUCUUCGGUAGUCAGCCGGAUCUGCACAUGCAGUUGGUCACCAUGUUUUCUCCCAAAACGCUGCGAGAACACGGCGUUCCAGUGUACCGCGCGACGCACCGUCCGAACGAGUUUGUCGUCACGUUCCCGUCCGCUUAUCACGCGGGUUUUAACAACGGAUUUAACUGCGCAGAGGCGGUGAACUUUGCGACGUUGGACUGGUUGGCUUGGGGGGCCAAGUCGCUGAAAAAAUACCGCGAGUUCCGUAAAUUACCGGUGUUCUGUCACGACGCUCUGGUGUGUACAUUGGCCGAGACUCUGGCGGAUGGCAACAGCUUUGACUAUGAGAACACACGCUCGUCUUUACUCCCAGCGGUGGAGCAGCUCCUGCAGGAUUAUCAAGAGUUCCAGCGACGUGUGGACAGCAGCGAGAUGCGCGUGGAGAAGCGCGAACUGAUGGCGGGGUACGAGAAGCAUGGAGCGGUUAUUGCCACAGACCCAGAGGCCUCAUCGAUGCGUCGUAGUAUGGUGGCUCGAGCAUGCAACAAACCGGCGAAGAUGGGCGGCAAUAGAGGCUCCAAGAUGAGGACGAAGAUGGAGACAUCCAUGCGCCCUACCAGGAUGGUGUUGUGGGCGGGUAGAUCGGGCAAGCACGAGGGUCUACGCUGUGUGACGUGCAAGCAAUACUGCUAUCUCCAGGCUGUCGUGUGUACGAGAUGUCGCCCCCCACAGGCAAGCAACGGAGGCCCUACCGUUGGCUGUCUGGAGCACUAUCCUACCAUGUGUAAGUGUCGAGAUCCGACCAACUUUGUGUACUUGUAUCGCUACGAAGCUUCUCGUCUUGAAGACAUGAUCCGCAGUCUACGCACACGACUGGAUAGUGUCCAGGACUGGAACAAAGAGUGCGACGCGGCGAUGCAGGCUGCUAGGGAAUAUUCCACUCAAGAUGCCGUAUCGCAGCCAGCAAUAACGGACUUGAAGCAAUUGUUAUCACGUGGUAAAGCUUCAGGCGGUGCCGACAUGAGACGUUUGGACUCGUUGGAGUUCUGGAUCUCUAGUGCCGACAAGUGGGACGUUCGUGCCGAGCGACUGCUUCUCUCGCUUAGACAGGACCGUUCUGCUGCGAGUCUAAGCGACUGGGAGUCGCUGUUGCUGGAGGCCGGGAAAUUACUCGUCAAGCCUUCGACAAUGGGGAAACUACGCGACGUCGUCAACGACUGGCGUGCAGCUCGCACUGAAGCGAUUAAGCUGCUAAACACCGUGCAACGGAUCGUGAACGACGAGAUCCGGAACAACGCUCGCCCCAGAAGCUCGUCCGCCGAUACGUCGCUGCUUGUACAGUGCAUGGGCGCUCCCAACGUGUUGCUACACGACAACGUUCACUUCGGUCGACUGUGUACUGCCAUUACGAGAGUUAGCGAGCGUCUACGAGCCAAGAAGGAGAGCGGCGCAGACGGCAGUUUCCUCAGCCAACUGGCACGUGGUCAACGGUAUCUGGAAGUGCUGUGCAAGGUGAACGUUCUAGCGGCGACGAUCGUGGAUCGGACACAAGGCGGGACAGUUAUGGGUACGCCGACGCAAGGACAAGUGGAGCGUGUGCUGCGGGAGGUACUGGAGUUACGACUGUCGAAUCCGAACUCUAUCGCCAACGCUGGAGCGUUGCAGCAACUGGUAGCAGCCGCGGAGUCGGUGGCGCGAGAGAUCGAGGACGCGCUACGUGAUGGCUCCAAGAGCUCCGAAGAACUAGAAGUGCUACUUCGACGCGCGAUAGCGCUACCGAUCCCACCAGGUAAUACCCAGAGUCUUAAAGAUCGACUGGAGAAAUGUCGAGUGUGGGAACGUCGUGCGCACCAGAUCUUGGCUGUCUCGAGGGCGAUGGUAGAGCGUCCGUCACUCGAAGAGGUAGAGCGGUUCUACGCCCAAGCGGACGCCCACUUCGUGUCGGGUUCUUCCUUGCUACGUCGACAAGUGCACUCGCGCUUACAAGACUGUCGGCGAUGGCACGACGCCGUCCACGCGCUGUUCUUACGUCCGUCCAAUAGUCAUCUCCCACUAAGUCAGUUCUUGCAGACUGCGCUGGACAAAGCGCAGCAUCAACACGGUCAGAACGCGAGUCAGGCGCUGCAGAUUCACUCGCGACUGCACUGUGUUUGUCAGCAAGUGCUCAGUGAACGCGCCCAUGUCGCGUCGUGUCAACAAUGUCAGCAGUAUUUCCAUCCGCAAUGUGUCCCAGAAUUGAUGCCGUCGCGUUCCAAAGACGCCUUCCUAUGUGGCUCCUGUCGUCCUCAACGCAAGCGACCAGAGCGCCGCAGUACGGACGCCCCGAUCUUCUGUCUGUGUCGAGGCGUGGAACGCGCGCCCAUGAUCUGCUGCGACUUUUGUGACGAAUGGUAUCACGCGUCGUGUGUCGACUUGUCUCCGGUGGGUCUGGAGACCAUCGACGCCUUCCGUUGUCCACGCUGUGCAAGACGACAGCAUUUGUACUACAUGGACAAGAAACUACUACGUCGUGAGUGUCUGGGUAGAAGACCAACACUCAGUCGCGUCGAGAGCUUCGUGGCGCAGAUGCAGACGCAGUUAGUGGCGUGUCCUCCGGGAGCUCAAGAGCUCGUCGCAUACAUCCACACCGUCAAGACAGUGGAGAGCGACGUCACGGCGUUCGUACGCACCUUCGCGUCGCGUGCGUUCUCGCCCGCGGCGUACGCUACGGAGCAGUAUGUGCAGAGUCAAGAAGGGGCAGUGAUUCGCUUGAUGGAGCGCGUGACGAAUCUCGAAGUGGGGCUCGAGACGGCGCAGGUUCAGUUAGGCGCAGUGCAUUGGUGUCUACGCGCGUGUCAACUGGUACUGGGACCGAGUGACAGAGCGCCACGAUACGCACACUUGGUGGCUCUAUUACAAGACGUUAAGAGUCAGGAACCAGGAUUCGCCUUCCCUCGUCAGGAGUACCGCCUCAUGCAGUGGACGAUCGCUGAGCGAGUCAAUAAAGCUGCUCAAUGGCUACGUGCUGCCAAGUCGCUGGAAGUGGAAGAGUGGAAUGUCGAAAAGGCGCAACAGUUACUGCGUCUUUCUGACGAGCUGAGUGCGUAUCUGCAACUCCCACCGACCGAGCUGCAACUUGUGCAGAGAAUUAUUGACGGUGGCAUGGCAACACGUGCAGUGCAAGGAGAAAGUCGAGUUGCUUGGAAGAAGCAACGACACUGGUAG